This is a messenger RNA of Rhinichthys klamathensis goyatoka, 1103 nucleotides long. It is a transcript of the gene myoz2a, whose product is annotated as myozenin 2a. The record is from RefSeq and is a predicted model, not a curated record. The transcript has 6 exons. Gene Ontology annotation, molecular function: actin binding; telethonin binding; FATZ binding. The coding region runs from base 161 to 961 and encodes 266 amino acids. Gene Ontology annotation, cellular component: actin cytoskeleton; Z disc. Lineage: Eukaryota; Metazoa; Chordata; Actinopteri; Cypriniformes; Leuciscidae.
AGCUGGCCCUCCCUCUGACACCCCUCUCCCCUGUAGUCCGCUCCACCAGAGUCCUUCAGUCCUGGUCAGAGAGGGAACAAGCACAGGUUGCACUGAUCCAGACUGACCCCACUUACCUCUGUUAAAGGAUACUGACACAACCUGACACAUCGCAGACAGCAUGUCUCAGCAUACUCUGAUGUCAACACAGGAGAGGAAAAUGCAGGCUGCUGCUAUUUGUAGAGAGAUCCAUGCCACUGAUGAAGCAGAGAUGGAUCUAGGAAGGAAAGUUAGCGCACCAAAGGAAAUCAUGUUGGAGGAACUUUCCUUAGCAUCAAACAGGGGCUCCCGUCUCUUUAAGAUGCGUCAGAAGCGCUCAGAGAAAUACACCUUUGAAAGUAUUCAGAAUGAAGCCAACACACAGCACAGCAUUGAUGCCAUUUCUCUGGGCCCAAGUGCUGAAAUGACAAACAUUAUGACAACAAAUCAUGAAAAUUGUCUUGAAGUUGACCAGGCACACAAUACACUCAACCCUGAGACUAUUGCCCCAGGCUAUGGUGGUCCCUUGAAGGAUGUUCCAGCAGAGAAGUUCAACUGUACAGCAAUGCCCAAAUCCUACCAGUCCCCCUGGGAGCAGGCCCUCGUCAGUGACCCCUCUCUGGCCGAAACGCUGGUCGCCCGCAUGCCUGAACCUGACACCAGACAUGAGAUACCUCAAUACAAGAGCUUUAACAGGGUGGCUAUUCCAUUUGGUGGCUUCGGCAAGGCACCCAAAGCCCCUGUUAAAGCUCUUGAUGUGGAACCCGGCCACGCCAUUCCAAGUCCCAUGGCCAGAGCACCUGCCGGGGUCAAACGGCCCACCUUUAACAGAACCGCCUCAGGCUGGGUUGGUGACAGUGCUCCUCUGAUACUUCCCAGCAUCUCCCUUGAGCCCAUAUCAUCCAUGUCUUCCACAUUUAUCCCAGAGUCAGACGACCUCUGAGCAUUAUCCUUGUUUUUGUGAACUUCAUUAUCACUGGAAUACACACUACCGGUAAAAAGUUUGGAAAAAGUAUUAAUCUAUUAUUAAUGUUUUUGAAAGAAGUCUUUUAUGCCCACCAAGCCAAUAUUUUUUUUUUUUUUUU